AUGUCUAAAGCAGUCAUCACUAGUAACUUAGACUCUGAAACCCUAUCAAAAACAGUCGAGAAGGGGUGUUUUGAGCCGUAUAACGAGCGGUUCAUUCAAGAUGGUGUCCACGAUCUUCCUAAUGAAGAAGAGAGUGUUGAUCUUCAGUUCAAAAAGGACAGCGAUCCAACAGCAGGAUCUGCUGUCGCCUCACAAACUGAGGUGAGCACAAUGCGGUCCUCCAUUAUCCGACGUCUUAGAAAGACUGAUACAAAACAGACCCCUUCGCCAACACAGCCACUGGCUGACACAAAGGAUACCGAUAACAAAGAUAUUCAGACCAACGAAAAUGGUGUUCACAAAGACGAUGAAAUAGAUGAGGAAGAAAUUAAAAAGCUGCAAAACAGUAAAGAAGGAAAAGGAUUUACAGUGGAAGAUGUCAUCGCCAGAAACUUCCAAGAAUUGUUGCUAGAAGAGAAAGAAUACUCCAGACUCCCGAAUGGAAAAAUGCGCAGAAACGCAAAAACAAAUUGGACAAUCGCGUUCAAAUCGUUACACUUCGGAUUUUCGUUGGUCGGGUCUUUAAUUGGUGCAGGUAUUCUAUCGUUAGCCUUGACGUGUAGUAAAAUGGGAGUAAUUGGGUUUGUUGCAUGGAAUAUACUGACCAUCGUAUAUUUCAUAUAUACGUGGUUUUACUUUAACAAGGCUAUUUACUUGACUGGCGCCGCAACACUUGGUGAGUUACUAUCGCUUGUUUUUGGAAAUGCAUUUGCCAUUAUUGUGGACGUGUGUAACACAUUGUUCUUCAUUUGUGUGUUAAUGUCAGAUCAAGUGAUAGCAACGCAAUACAUCUUCGGUAUUAUUCAAGACACAACAACACGGGAUCAGUGGAACAAUACACUGGACCAGUGUUAUGGAAAACCACAGCAAACAGCUGGUAUUGCUUGUGGGUGGCAUUACAUCAUUUUGUAUUUAGUCGCGGUUAUUCUCAACUUCCCAUUAAUCAUCCCACGCUCUGUCAAAUUUUUGAGCAGAAUUUCCACGUUAACGCUUGUCUCGGGGCUUGUCACUACCUUUUCGAUUUUAGGGAAAUUGAUAUACUCUGUAGCGGCAGGUAAAUCAUCCAAUGGAAGUGAUGAGAACUUCCCAACAUUCAACGGAAAGUUGUGGCCCCCAGGUUUCAUGUCGUUCUUCACAAUGGCGCCCUUCAUUUCAGCAAAUUUCCAAGUCCAUUCGUGCCUUCCUCCACUUUAUGUAGGUACAAAAGGCAUGUCUAAGAAAACAAAAUUAAUCUCGCUUCAGGCUGGAAGUGUCAUUUCAAUCAUCACCACGGUUAUAUUCUAUUUGAUUGUGGCAAUAAGUGGAGACGUUUCUUUCGAUAAAGUGUCUGGAAACGUUUUGAACGAUUUUUCAAACCCAAACAAAACUGAUAUUGACUGGAUCAUUUUGAUAUGCAGAGCGCUGAUGAUUGUUGUUGUCUGUGUUGCAUAUCCCAUCAUCAUGUACCCUACAUGUGCGGGAAUUAUUCGUUACAUUCCGCGCAAUUGGAAAUUUAUGCAAAUAUGGAACGGCACUCUUUCUAUUCUAGUCAUUCGAAUUUUGAUCUUGUGUUUGUCGACGUUGUGUGCAAGUUUUGUGACGAAUAUUGGUGUUAUCUUUUCUGUUGGUGCUGCAAUAUUCAGUAUUUUUGUUGUGUAUAUCGGUCCAUUGAGUAUCAUUAUGCUUUGGCCUCGAAUUGAGAAACUUGGCGAUCCAAAUUUCCGUAAACUUAGUAUUGUGGACAACGUUUUGUACAACAAAAAGGUCGACGGAAACACACGAUUUACACAACAUGAUAUCGAAGUAGCUUUUGCUGGGAUAGAAGCUAAAAAGAACGAAGGAAUUGCAGAUGUUGUCGUCACCUUUGCAACAGACGAAGGCGGACCAAAAGAGAUUGAACUUGCCGAAAUCAAAAAUGGUAAAGACGUUCCACAAAACAAUGAAGAGUUCGCAGUCAAAGAGCCCGAACCAGAAAACAAAGACGAAGACAUCGAGAAAUUGCAGAAAAAAUGGAUUAAACUGCCCGACGCUCACAUCCCAUUGUGGAGAUAUAUUAUCUUUACCACCGCAAUGUUUUGUUGUGUGGUGUUGUGCAUCCUCUCCGUUGUUGGCACCAUUCUUGAGCAAUUUUCAUAA
Messenger RNA from Entamoeba invadens IP1, 2154 nucleotides. Its product is annotated as amino acid transporter, putative. The record is from RefSeq and is a predicted model, not a curated record. Bases 1 to 2154 code for a protein of 717 amino acids. Gene Ontology annotation, biological process: amino acid transmembrane transport. The transcript is spliced from 2 exons. Gene Ontology annotation, molecular function: amino acid transmembrane transporter activity. Lineage: Eukaryota; Evosea; Mastigamoebida; Endamoebidae.